Messenger RNA from Cyclopterus lumpus (lumpfish), 1036 nucleotides. It is a transcript of the gene cplane2, whose product is annotated as ciliogenesis and planar polarity effector 2. The coding region runs from base 166 to 921 and encodes 251 amino acids. NCBI's taxonomy places the organism in Eukaryota, Metazoa, Chordata, Actinopteri, Perciformes, Cyclopteridae. Gene Ontology annotation, molecular function: GTP binding; GTPase activity. The transcript has 5 exons. The record is from RefSeq and is a predicted model, not a curated record.
GAGACGUGUGGUCGUCCAGGGAUGUUUUAGUUUACGGAAGUUGUUAUCAGCUGGCUGCACUGUGAUGCUUAAAAUGCUAUUUGGCGACACCAGUUGCUAUUAUUAAAGUUAUUUGUAUUAGUGUGAUGCUAGCUUCCUCUGAGCGCCAGAGCUAACGGGAACAACAUGGCGCGCGUCGCUCCUUCCUGCGGGUCAAUCGUAGUCGCUGACUGGCAUCAAUGUAAAGACAGCAAAGAAUAUUUCAGUAGAAUUCUUCACAAGAAGAGACGCAAAAACUUCGGCCUCUUGGAGUCUCCAGUGAUGCCCCCACACGUAGCUGUGGACACAGUUCACUAUAAGAUCUUCCUCUCUGGCAAGAGUGGCGUCGGGAAAACUGCUCUUGCUGCACGUCUGGCAGGCCUGAAUAUUCCUAACUUGCACUAUGAAACCACAGGUAUUGAAACAACGGUGGUGUAUUGGCCCGUGAAGUUGAGAGAGAAUGGCAGAGUGCUUUUCUUCCGUCUGCAGCUGUGGGACUGUGGAGAGAACACCUUGCGUAGAUUUGACCAUUUGCUUCCUGCAUGUAAGGAGCAGGUGGAUGCCGUCCUUUUCCUAUUCUCCUUCACCGACAGAACGUCCUUUGACGAUCUGUCAAAUCAAAUUGCUAAAUGGACCGGGACAUCUGUGCGACAUAUUGUGAAAUUGGUGGUUGGCACCAAAUUUGACCUUUUCAUGCACUGCGAUGUGCCGGAGAGAGACGUGAGGGACUUCCAGGAGACGUGGAACUUAAGAGUGCUGCGUGUGGGUGGGGAGGUCAGUGAUGGGCUGGGUGACGUAGCCCCACUUCUCAACUGCCUGGCAGAGAACCUGUGGCAUCAGGACUGUGUUACCGCUGGAUCCGCUAACCAUCAAUCACAGCAGGGGACAGGGACUCUACGUUAAGGGGGAAUAUCAUGAGGGCUCGUGCACAAACAUCAGCAUAUCUGGAGUGCCUACCAACCCACAAACUGUGAAACAAGACAGUCAAUUAUUAGUAUAUUUUUCGAGCAGACUUUUC